This is a messenger RNA of Linum tenue, 1698 nucleotides long. NCBI's taxonomy places the organism in Eukaryota, Viridiplantae, Streptophyta, Magnoliopsida, Malpighiales, Linaceae. The record is from the annotation of a GenBank genome assembly.
GAAUUACUCAUAGGCUCAAGGGCUCAUGGGCGGCCGCUGCUGACUGCUCUUGCCUCGCCCUCUCGCUCGGACGGCAACCAAGAAGGCAAAUACCGAAAAAGUCCCUUAUCAAUGGCUUAUAUAAUUUCUGCACACGACGGUCGAAGGCGGCAGCAAUGACGAGCGAAGAAGCGGCUUCCUGAAAUACAGAAAAUCCAUUAAUGAAUUGCUCCACCACCUUCACUUCCUCCACUCUAAUGUCGCAAUCACUUCAUCUCGUUGCUAAGAACAUCCCAGGUUCUGGGCCACCAGAUGGUAGGUGUCUAUCCUUGUCUGGAGUUUCUGGUAGAACCGCAGCCGUAUCUGUUUCUCCUUGUUCCUCGCAUGGGAUUGGCAGGGUCUUCUCUCAGGUUAAGAUCAGAUCAUACAAUGGUGCUUUUGGGACACCAGCUUUUGUGUGCAAGGCAAAUUCUGGCAGUCAUAGGAGAAACUCGGAUUACUCGAGGCAGGGCAGACAGGGUCAGGGAUACUCCCGUAACCGGGGGAGGCAAAAUGAAGAGAGAGACAGCUACGAAACCUUGGAUGAGUCUGAGCUAUUGACAUCAUCAAAGAAUGGGGCAUUGCUUUCCUUCCCCAAUAACUCAAAAUCUCAAGCCACUGCAGCUCCAGGUCCAAGAGAGAAGGAGAUAGUUGAGCUGUUCAGAAAGGUGCAGGCCCAGCUCAGAGAAAGAGCUUCUGUCAAACAAGACAAAAAGGUAGACACCCCGCAAGGAAAAGGGAGAGAGAACGAGACUGUUGAUUCCCUCCUUAAGCUUCUUCGGAAGCAUUCAGUUGAACAGGGGGGUACGCAAAAGGUUAGUGAUGGGGACUUAGGAAUUGACCAGCCAGAGCAGAUUUUGGGAGGAUAUAAUGACGACAAAAGCUCAAGCAGUGUUGUUCAUUCCAAUAACAGAAGCAGGAAUGGUGCCGUGGAAUCUAGUGAAAGUUCCUUUACAAGAAGACCACCAUCAAGUUUCCGAAGACGAUCUCCAAUCCCUCGGGUAAAAUUGCCACCUGUUGAUUCGAGUGAGGACGAUGUUGCUUUGAAGGGCCAUUUGGAUUCAACUGGGGAAAAAACAAAGGAAUAUGAGGUAAUUUCUUCUGAUGCUACCACCAGGCAUGAGGUUGAACCAGAGCCAACAGAAGAGGAGCCUGUGGCAGCAGAGCUACUGCAGGGUAGUAAUGAUCUGUUUGACGAAGAGCAACUAUCAGAGGAUGAAGCUUCUGACUCAGAUGAGAGCAAGGAAGAAGACGGAGAAGAACAGAUGGGUGGCAAAGAGGAUUUGAGUACAUUGAAGGUAGGAGAGCUUAGGGCAAUGGCAAAGUCCCGUGGCAUCAAAGGGUAUUCAAAGAUGAAGAAAAGUGACUUGGUGAACUUGCUUACCGCUGGGCUUUCAGAGUGAUUGGUGAUGAACACGAGAAAAUGCAGCUGGGAACUUCUGACGAUGAUCCAUUUUGCUGCUCUAUUUCAUUUUUGGCGGUUUAGCAUGAUUUCCUGUUUCCUUUAGUGUAAUUUCUUAGCCUUGCCAACCCUUGCCUGUGAUGUUUAUUUUCUGAUUUUGCCUUGCUGGAAUGAUUUUGUUGAUGAUUUAAACAAAGAAAGACCUGGAUCUUUUUAGCUGUAAGGAAUUUCUCUGAUUAGCUGAUUCUAGUCUUAAUUAACAUCUCCUAGUUUUACAA